Malaclemys terrapin pileata is the source of this 4553-nucleotide messenger RNA. RefSeq names its product glycerol kinase (gene GK). The record is from RefSeq and is a predicted model, not a curated record. The coding region runs from base 99 to 1784 and encodes 561 amino acids. NCBI's taxonomy places the organism in Eukaryota, Metazoa, Chordata, Testudines, Emydidae. Gene Ontology annotation, cellular component: mitochondrion. Gene Ontology annotation, biological process: triglyceride metabolic process; glycerol metabolic process; glycerol-3-phosphate biosynthetic process. Gene Ontology annotation, molecular function: glycerol kinase activity. The transcript has 21 exons.
GUACGCAGGCAGAGCGCGCGCUGAAGACGCCGGAGAGCGUUUUGCCCGGCAGUCCCCGGCCAGCGUCGCCUAGGAGACGCGGCUCGCGAGCGGCUCCCAUGGCUGCGUCGGACCGAGUGGUGCUGGGGCCGUUGGUGGGCGCGAUCGACCAGGGCACCAGCUCCACGCGCUUCCUGGUUUUUAAUGCGAAAACAGCAGAGCUCCUGAGUCACCAUCAAGUAGAAAUAAAACAGAAAUUCCCUAAAGAAGGAUGGGUGGAGCAAGAUCCAAAGGAAAUCUUGCAGUCCGUUUAUGAAUGUGUGGAGAAAACAUGUGAGAAAUUGAACCAGCUAAACAUAGACAUCACCAACAUAAAAGCUGUUGGAGUCAGCAAUCAGAGAGAGACAACUGUGGUUUGGGACAAAACAACUGGAGAACCUCUCUAUAAUGCUAUUGUGUGGCUUGACCUGAGAACCCAGCCAACAGUUGAGAGGCUUCUUAAAAUAAUUCCAGGGCAAAAUACAUCCUUUUUUAAGACUAGGACUGGCCUUCCACUUAGCACGUAUUUCAGUGCAGUGAAACUUCGGUGGCUCCUAGAUAACGUGGAAGAGAUCAGGCAAGCUGUUCGUGAUGGGCGAGCUAUGUUUGGUACCAUUGAUUCAUGGCUUAUAUGGAGUUUGACAGGUGGGAAGAAUGGAGGUGUUCAUUGUACAGAUGUCACCAAUGCCAGUAGAACAAUGUUGUUCAACAUUCAUUCCUUGGAGUGGGAUUCUGAACUCUGCCAUUUUUUUGAUGUUCCUAUGGAAAUACUUCCAAAAGUGCGGAGUUCCUCUGAGAUUUAUGGUUUGAUGAAAAUGUGCCCUAGCCUGAAAUCCGGAGCCCUGACAGGUGUGCCAAUUUCUGGGUGCCUGGGUGACCAAUCUGCUGCUCUAGUUGGACAAAUGUGUUUCAAGGAUGGACAAGCAAAAAACACGUAUGGAACAGGAUGUUUCUUGCUUUACAAUACAGGUCAAAAGCCUGUUUUGUCUGAACAUGGCCUUCUGACCACGGUGGCUUACAAACUGGGCAGAGACAAACCUGUAUAUUAUGCACUAGAAGGCUCUGUUGCCAUAGCUGGUGCUGUUGUUCGUUGGCUAAGGGACAAUCUUGGUAUCGUAAAGUCUUCAAGUGAAAUUGAAAAACUUGCUGCAGAAGUGGGAACUUCUUAUGGCUGCUACUUUGUCCCAGCAUUCUCAGGAUUAUAUGCACCUUACUGGGAACCCAGUGCACGAGGUAUUAUCUGUGGCCUUACUCAGUUUACAAAUAAAAACCACAUUGCCUUCGCUGCAUUAGAGGCUGUCUGCUUUCAAACACGAGAGAUUUUGGAUGCUAUGAACAAGGACUGUGGGAUACCACUGAGUGAGUUACAAGUAGAUGGAGGAAUGACCAACAACAAGAUUCUCAUGCAGCUUCAAGCAGAUAUUCUCUGUAUUCAAGUAGUGAAGCCAUCAAUGCCUGAAACAACAGCACUAGGAGCUGCAAUGGCAGCUGGAGCAGCAGAAGGAGUUGGAGUUUGGAGUCUGAAUCCUGGGGAUUUGACAGCAGUGACAUGGGAACGAUUUGAACCACAGAUCAAUCCCGAGGAAAGUGAAUAUCGCUAUGCCAGGUGGAAGAAAGCUGUAAUGAAAUCAAUGGGUUGGGAGAUAUCCGAACCUCAGGCAAAUGGUGACUCUAGUAUCUUCUCUAGUCUGCCUUUGGGUUUUUAUAUAGUGAGUAGCAUGAUAAUGUUAAUCGGAGCAAAGUACAUCUCAGGAAUUGACAAAUGAGGCUACUUAAUGGAUUACCGGAAUACAGCCUGUUUGGUUUAUGUACGAAGAGAGAAGAAUCCAGUCAUCUCCCAAUAUGAUGGCACUGUUUGUAUGAUUAGUUAAUUUAUAAUCCUAUCUGUUGUCUGACCUAGAGGGAAAUCCAAGACGAUGGAUUUCUAACCUGAAAUAAGGUUCCCACCCUUCCCCCCCCAUACACACAAAUAUGCCCUUCUUUUCUCCUACCUGAUCCCCUCCUUUAAGUAGCCUUUCAAGGUCCAUAGGUCCUAACUUUGUUUGAGGACGUGCCAUAAAUAGAAGUUGUAGCCUUUCUAAUUGUUGGUACUUUAUUAUAAUGCACUAUAAUAAGUUAUAGAACAGUACAAUUAUUUCCCAGCUGCUGUAACUAUUACCGUAGUUAUAUUUCUAUGGUUUCUAAAAGCAUUUUUUGUUCAGUGGCCAUUGGAUUGAAACAUCUCUAUUGGUAUAGUUUUUGGUGUGGGGGGUUGUUUUUUGUUUUUUUAACACUAACUCAGUGUAUAAUCCAUACCGGACACUUUAAUAUCUGGUGGUAAUGUCUGCAGAUUCUUCUUAAAUAUUCAUCAAAACAUUAAAUGAGGUUUGUUUUAUUUUCUCUUGCAUAAAUUCAUGGGAUGAUCAUUGAUAAGAACUAUUUAAGACACUACAUCCUACCUGUCUCUCUUGGGAGGGAGUAAGCAAAAUCAACUUUUUUUUUUUUUUUUUUUUGUAAAGGCCAUUUUUGUAUGUUUGCAUUGUUUUAAAAGCCAGAUUUUACACAGGCACACUGUCCACAAGGGAGCCUCGUAGUCCUUAACAGCCAGUAGCCCUUACAGUUAAAGGGAUGUAUUGACCCUUGUUGUCCAGUGCUGCAUUUGGUCUUUUCUCAUCCCAGUUUAGGAUACUACAUGAUGCACAAAACUUUAGAAAGAUGCAGCUAUUGCUGUUUACAAAACAGGAUGCACUCUAAAUAAGUUGUUCUCCCUCAUCACUUUCUGUUCUUGAUCACAUUUAGUGUAUCUUAGGGACCAAAAGCUGCUUCUGAAUUUGCAUGACCAUGUUUUUACUUCACAGUGAGCUUGUUUUGUGUCUUGAAUUGUGGUGAUUGCAAGCCCAAAUCCAAAGCUUUGGGAUACACAAACUUGAGUAUCCAUAACUAGGCACUUAAGGUCUAAGCCACAAAUUUAGAAAUUGUUUUCAGUCCACUUAAAAGUUUAGACCCUGUAUAUCUGAACAGAUAGUCAUCUAAAAUGAUUAUAGGUUCUUCUCUCUUUUCCUAUUUGCAUAGUGACAAUCUGACAGUAGCAACAUAAAUUACUUAAAAGUUUAUUUGGUAGGGCAGAGAAAAUGUUUCUGCAUAGGCAAAAUGAUACUAACGUUACAGUGACACUGAGGAGGAGGGUCAAUGUGGGAACUCUCCUGUCAUUUUUUUUGAAUGUUUCUUAUAGGUGCACUAGGAGCUAAAGGGAGUGCUUUUGUGUUCAAUAGAUCUCUCCUGGUCUGUUUUAUGCAAAAGCAGUCAUUCUUUAAUAAAGCUUUAUUUCUUCCAUAAACUGUAAAGGAGGAGCUAGUAGAGAGUAUGAAGUAUUGGAGCUGCAUAAAAGUUCAGGUCUGAACAUGUAUUUAAUAUAAACUGCCUUUUUAUUAUCAAGUGCAAUGAAGUCUGAAAACUUCUGCUUUUUAAAUGUUCACUGAGGAAUAUAUUUUCCCAUUGGUGCUUGUAUAACUGAUUGAUAUUCAUGGGAGUCUGAUGCAUUGGUGGAAAUAUAUAACCUCCCUUCAUACCCAUAAUCUAUUCACUCAGUCCUUAUGUCAUUUGAAUGUACUUUGUCCACACUAACUUCUGUAAAUACCUAGUCUUUGAAUACGUGUAGCAAUGAAGGUUUCUGGUUUUCAGUUUGUAUUCAGAUGUAUCUGUAGAAGUAUACUGAAGGAGUGUCAUUCGUAAAUAAUGGUAAAACAACAAAGCUCCUCAACUUUACACAAUUCUCAAACUUCAUUCACUUCGUCACUUACUCUCUACAACCUCACAUCUAUACUACAGGGACUACAUUGGCAUAGCUACGGUGUAGUUAUGCCAGCUUAAUUCUGUACUGUGGCUGCAGCCUGCUCCAAAGAAGUUUUUCCAUUGGUAUAGGAACAGCACCUCGCCAGACGAUGGUAUCUUGGUUGAUGGAAGCAUGCUUUUGUUGACCUAGCUGCAUCUACACAGGGGGUUAGGUCAGCGUGGCUACAUCACUUUUGGGAGGUGAGUUUUUCACAUCCCUGAGCAAUGCAGCAAUGUUGAGCUAACCCCCAGUGUGGGCCAGACAAACACCAGGAACCAAUGUAGUGCUAAUCGCCCUUGGAGGAGGACACCAAUUAAGGGUGGUGCAUACCCUAGAAAAUGGGGUUUCUGGAUAGUUAUUUGCCAAAAUUACUUCCCAAGUGGUUAUUUUCUCCAGAUUAAUGCUGAAACGGGGAAACCUGUAAUAAGUAAUGAACCUGAAAUCAUUAAUUUCAUUGUGUUGCCUUUUACACUGGUGUAUCUGUCUUUUGCGUACAGUAUUGAUUCUGCUGUUUUUCUGACAUAUCAAACCUGUUGUGAGAUGAUGCUGUUCCAAUUGCAAUUUGUGAGUAAAUGACUAACUUAUUUUUUGUGAGAUUCAAAUUACUGUUGCAGAUAUUUUUUUAAAAACUAUUACUUCAACACCAUUGUAAUUUUCUACCAAAAUAGCUUAUAUUAACUGUAAAUAACUUGAAAACCUCUUCAAAUAAAUUGUGUGAAUAGAA